This is a messenger RNA of Sceloporus undulatus (fence lizard), 5196 nucleotides long. It is a transcript of the gene TTYH2, whose product is annotated as tweety family member 2. The transcript is spliced from 14 exons. NCBI's taxonomy places the organism in Eukaryota, Metazoa, Chordata, Lepidosauria, Squamata, Phrynosomatidae. Gene Ontology annotation, cellular component: plasma membrane. Gene Ontology annotation, molecular function: intracellularly calcium-gated chloride channel activity; volume-sensitive chloride channel activity. Bases 116 to 1723 code for a protein of 535 amino acids. The record is from RefSeq and is a predicted model, not a curated record.
CAGGCAGGCGGAGGAGGAGGAGGGAGAGAGGGCGACCUGCAGGUAGCCGGCUCCGGAGGCUGGCGUCGUCGCGGGUCCCGGGUGCGAGUUCGGCGAGGAGGACAGCCCUGGAGCGAUGCUGCCGGCGGCGCGGGCCGAGUACCUGCCUCCCUGGUGGGCCUCCUGGCUCCACGGCCUCCCCCACCUCAGCCUCCGCCUCCGCCCCGUGGACAGCGCCUUCAGGCCCCGGGAGCCCCAGUACCAGCAGUCCUUGCUCUUCUUGGCCCUGGUGGGAGUGGUUUUCUUGGGUCUCAACCUCAUCUUUCUCAGCAUCUAUCUGAUCUGCCUGUGUUGCUGCAAGAAGGAGGAAGAGACAGAGACAAAAAGACCCAAUUCUUGCUGCAUUACCUGGACUGCUGUGGUAGCUGGUCUCAUCUGCUGUGCUGCUGUUGGCAUUGGCUUCUAUGGCAACAGUGAAACCAAUGAUGGGGUUUAUCAGCUGAUCUACGCCCUUGAUAAUGCUAAUCACACACUCUCAGGGAUUGAUUCGCUGGUCUCAGGCACCACCACGAAGAUGAAAAUAGCUCUGGAACAGCACCUGGCCCGGCUGAAUGAAAUCUUUGCCACCCGAGGCGAUUAUGUGCAAACGCUCAAGUUCCUGCAGCAGAUGGCAGACAAUAUUGUGCUACAGCUAUCAGGGCUCCCCACCUGGGGUGAUGUCACUGUAGACCUGUCCCAGGUUGCCAGUGAGGUCAGCUAUGUGGAGUAUUAUAGAUGGCUUUCCUACCUCUUGCUGUUCAUCCUCAACCUGGUGAUCUGCCUUAUUGCCUGUCUGGGCCUAGCUAAGCACUCCAAAUGUCUGCUUAUUAUGAUCCUGUGCUGUGGGCUUUUCACACUCAUUCUCAGCUGGGCUUCUUUUGCAGUGGAUGUUUCAGCAGCAGUGGGUACCAGUGACUUCUGUGUGGCUCCUGAUAAGUUCAUUGUGAACAUGACGAAAGAUGACCUCAGUACAGAGAUUGUGCAGUACUACCUGUAUUGCACCCAAAGUCUCACCAAUCCCUUCCAGCAGGCCCUGACUAUUUAUCAGCGCUCUCUUACAACCAUGCAAAACCAGAUUAAGGGCCUCAUGCAGUUUGCUGUGCCUCUUUUUCCUACUGCCAAAAAUGAACUGCUUGGCAUACAGCAGCUGUUGAACUACUCUGAGACCAGUCUCCAUCAGCUGACUGCCAUGUUGGACUGCAGAGGCCUGCAUAAGGAUUACCUGGAUGCCUUGAUCGGGAUCUGUUACGAUGGCGUGGAAGGCUUGCUCUACCUCAUUCUCUUCUCUCUCUUGGCUGCUGUGUCCUUCACCACCAUCAUUUGUGCCAUGCCACGUGCCUGGAACCAUUUAGCCAGCAGGGAUCGAGAUUAUGAUGACAUAGAUGAAGAGGACCCUUUCAAUCCCCAGGCCAGACGUAUUGCUUCCCACAACCCCACCCGUGGGCAGCUACGUAGUUUCUGCAGCUACAGUAGCAGCCUGGGCAGUCAGACAAGUCUCCAGCCUCCAGCACAGACCAUUUCCAAUGCCCCAGUGUCUGAAUACAUGAACCAAGCUGUGCUCUUUGGUGGGAAUCCACGCUAUGAGAACGUCCCACUGAUUGGAAGAGGAUCGCCUCCCCCCACGUAUUCUCCAAGUAUGCGAGCAACCUAUCUAUCGGUUAAUGAUGAUCACAGGCGACCGUACGGCAACGAAUAUCCGGCCUAGGAGCCAACUUGUAAGGAAACCCACACAAACUUUGUAGCCUAGCCCGAUGACAACAGAAGGCAUGUGGACUACAGGGAAUAGGAUUGCCUACCUGAUGAAGUGGCAGAGAAGGGUGCUCAUAGAAGGAGUCAGCCAAAGAAGACAUUCACUGGCACCCCUGGAUAGUCUUCUGGGGCUUAUCCCAUCUGUUCGACUGGCAGCUGUUUUUCUCACAGUGUUCAUAGUCUUCCUGUCUUGUACACGUAUGACAGUGUCCAGUGCUUCCAUCCCCAGACCGAACAGCUCUGAAGUCUUUUCCUUGAUUCAUCACCUCUUCCUGCUCCCUUUUUGCCACCAGUGCAUUGUCUUCCCUGACCUUAUUUUGAUGGGGUCAGAAGAAGGUAGAAUUAGGAUUUGGACUGUCACAUGUUUGUGUACAGGUUAUCCAUUCCUAUUUUCCUCUGCACUGACUUUGGGGCUCUUUUGUCCAUCACCGAUGGUGUGAUUUGGGCUUCCUUUUUUAUUAUUAUUAUUAUUAUAUUAGAGCAAAUAAUAAGACCAGUACACUGUACAGGUUAACAAAGCACCGACAUGUGGCGUAUCAUGACCUAAGGAACGUGAGGUGCUUGCCAUGAAAGAAAACGCUCCUCACUUCUGAGUCAAAUGCAAUACCAACCACUAGAGUGAAUUUCAUUUCUCCUCUGGAGUGGCCUCUACACAAAGGCCAUGCCUGGCUUGGCAAUAUGUUGCUUUAUUACCAUCACCACCGUCAUCCCGUUUUGACAGCACCAGUGGUGUAUAAAGUACGAGAUCCAUUACACAGUAUUCUCCCUUGUCAUCUGUUCCUUUGCUUCUAGAAUUGACAUGAAACUCACCAACUGUUGCUGUGGUGGUCUCAGGUAUUAUAUGGAACAAACUGAAUUUUUUGUUCUCUUAUGAUUUGUUGUUGUUGUUGUUGUUGCAUGUAUUCUUUGUUUUUUCUUCAUUGUUUUUAUAUCAGCUAUCCAAAGAACAUAAAUUUUUGUUGUCCUUUUUACAGAAUUUUUAUUACUGACUGCAUUUUUGAAGAAAAAUAUUUUAUGAAUUAACUUCUGUUUUUAGCACUGAUCUUUCCAAAGAGAAAAAAAGAAAACUAAAAUUAAUUUCCAUGAAAGCAGUCUCUGUAUAUCAAAAGUUAGACACAUUCAACUGUUCUUUUCUCCCAAUACUUUGGGGGGGAUAACAAUAACAGGAAAAUUGGAUUAGUAGGCCAUAAGAAAACAGCUCUAGCUUUUCAAACUGUGGGACAGAGAUCCACACAUGGAUGCUAUGGUGCUCUUGGAUUGGUUAUACAAUAAUGGUUGCUUUUCUUCCAUUCUGCUGAAAACACACCAUAAUGUUGUACAGACCCUUUAAUAGGCAGGUCCAUUACCUCACUCUAUGCCAAGGAUGGGGAAAUUGUAACCUUCUAGACACCAGUGGACCGUAUCACUCAUAUCCCUUACCAUGAGCUGGCUAUGCAAGCCAACAGUAUCUGGAGGGUCACACAUUCCCUGUUCCUGUUCUGUGUCAUCCUUACAUUCCAUUCAAACACCCAAGACUCACACUUAAUUAAAUUAGUAUUACAAAUGAAAAAUACAGCACCAAGCUGUUUAAUGAUAGCUGUGCAUUUUCUCCUCAUAGGCGGCAUUCACACUGCAGAAAUAAUGCAGGUUGACACUGCUUUAACUGCCAUGGCUCAAUGCUAUGGAAUUGUGGGAAUUGUAGUUUGUUGUGGAACCAGAGCUCUCUGACAGAGAAGGCUAAAUGUAUACCUCCUAGAAUUCCCCAGCCAAUGUGGGAUAUUGAGAGUUGCAAUCCAAAAGAAGUAACUUCAAAGUUAAGGACUCUACACCAGGGAAGCAUUGUGGUUGGUGGUCAAAGUUCUCCUUGCUAAGGGAUCCUCAAGCCUUCCACCAGUAUGGGUUAUAGGCUACCAGCAGCCUGGAACCCCACUUCGGUAGCCCCACAAGCCUCAUGGAAUCUCCCCAUUUAAAAAAGAAAAGCAAAUUUUUAGUGAUUUUACCCCAAAAGCUGUACCCCAAAUCUUUAAAAUAUGAAAAUACCCUCUAAUCCACGUUGAACCCUCCAUACUACUUUAUCAGGCCACAUAACUGCCAAAAGGGCUGUCAGAAGUUAUGGCAUAUCACUAUGGUGGGCCCUUGAUAUACGCUGGGGUUUAGUUCCAAGACCCCCAUAGAUACCAAAAUCUGUAGAUGCUCAAGUGCCAUUCAAUACAAUGCUGUGAUAAAAUGGUGUCCCUUAUAUAAAAUGGCAAAAUCAAGGUUUACUUUUUGGGAUUUAUAUCUUGGAAUAUUUUCAAGGCAUAGACGGUUGAAUCCAUAGAUAAAGAAUUUGUGGAUAUGGAGGGCCAACUGCACUAGUUGUCAUUUUUGCUGAUAUGCAGCUUAAAGGGUGGUAUUUUGGGAAAGAGACAGGCAGAGACAGCCCAUGGGGCAGGGGUAGGGGAGGUGAACAUCCGCCCACCAAUUAUUCACCCUUGCUCUCUAGAAUGUUAUGGCAGAGGUUAGCACACUCUUCCUUCAGUAAUGUCUAUUCCAGUUUUGGUUGCUAAGUCAAGCCUAUAACCUUGACUUGUUUGUCAGUGUAGGAACUGGCAUUCAGUACAAACAUGCAGUAUCAGAGAACAAGAUUCCCUUUGUCCUUUUCUCUGUGAAUGUAUGUGUGUGUGAGAGAAGAGAAUAUAUGCUACCUAACCAUGAUGGGUUUGCAGGCAGUGGGGAGAGGUAUUGAAGAAAGGGCAUCAAAAUAUGUCCAAAUAAGGUGAGUUGAAUGGCCUUUCACCUGUAGGUUCUUUCCAGUGCUAUACUUUUGGUCCUAAUUUCAGCUUUUUUCAUAAGUACGGUAUGUAAUUCUUAGGGGUUUUUUUUUGGUUUUUUAAAGGCAGUGAGGUUGAAUUUGCUUAGGCUGAUGAAUUUUCCCACUGAGUGGUUCAACUGCAUAUACCUGGAGAUACAGUUGGAAAAGAAAGCAAUAUAUAAACUCUCACGGGAACACAAAAUGCAAGGGCCUACCCACUCAAGCACAAACAACCUAGAAAACAUUCUGAAGCCUCAACAUUCAGAAUAGCUUCUGACAAGUGCUACACAGGGGUAACAGUGCAAAAAACUGCAGAGGUGCAGAGAUAUCCUCCUUUAGCACCUGGUGCCACAUGGCAGUUUUAAUUACUUGACAGCAAUGACUCACUGUGUCUUUUUAUCAAGGUUAACUUGUACAUAUCAUGUAUGGCAACAUAAUUUGUACAUUCAUCUUAAUAUGGGACUUGUUACGGCAUAAGGCAUGGGGAAGGGGAAACCCUGAUUUGAUGCUUUUAAUUGUGUCAUUGUAACAAUAUUAUUUAAAGUGGGUUUUUUUAACAAAAACAAAAACACCGCAUGUAAACUAACAUCUCAGGCUCCUUUGGAGCUUUGCCUGAUUUGUAUGUACUGACUGGGAAACAAUAAACACUUGGACUA